Gadus morhua (Atlantic cod) is the source of this 2797-nucleotide messenger RNA. RefSeq names its product NADH-ubiquinone oxidoreductase 75 kDa subunit, mitochondrial. NCBI's taxonomy places the organism in Eukaryota, Metazoa, Chordata, Actinopteri, Gadiformes, Gadidae. Bases 143 to 2326 code for a protein of 727 amino acids. The record is from RefSeq and is a predicted model, not a curated record. Gene Ontology annotation, biological process: ATP synthesis coupled electron transport. Gene Ontology annotation, cellular component: membrane. Gene Ontology annotation, molecular function: NADH dehydrogenase (ubiquinone) activity; iron-sulfur cluster binding. The transcript is spliced from 20 exons.
CAGGACAGAUACAUUCAGCCCACUCUGUGAUGAUGUGAGGGUAUUGCCUCAUUCGUGACGCAGAGAGUGAGAGGGAGUGAGAUCCAUCUGCGUGGACAACACGCACACCGCACUGUGGAGGGGAAGAUUAUUUCUGUCAAGAAUGUUGCGCUGGCCCGUGGUGAGACGCACUCUUCUCGGAGUCUCCCGCCCCGGAGGAGGCGUGGUCGUCCCUAACAACGUCCGCACUGUAGCCACAGCGACGGCCAGUAAACUGGUGGAGGUCUUUGUGGAUGGCAGCCCAGUCCUCGUGGAGCCCGGCACCACUGUUAUGCAGGCGUGCGAGAAGCUGGGAGUCCAGAUCCCACACUUCUGUUACCACGAGCGCCUCUCGGUGGCCGGGAACUGCCGGAUGUGUCUGGUGGAGAUCGAGAGGGUGCCCAAGCCGGUGGCAGCAUGUGCCAUGCCUGUGAUGAAGGGCUGGAACAUUCUCACUAACUCUGACAAAACCAGAAGGGCAAGAGAGGGAGUCAUGGAGUUCCUCCUGGCCAACCACCCGUUGGACUGUCCCAUCUGUGACCAGGGCGGGGAGUGUGACCUGCAGGACCAGUCCAUGCUGAGACCUGUCCAUGUACUGUCUUUAAGUCCCCCGUCCUCGCCGCCCCGUAGGACCAGUCCAUGUACUGUCUUUAAGUCCCCCGUCCUCGCCGCCCCCUUCGCCAGCGAGGUCGCAGGGGUGGAGGACCUGGGCACCACCGGCCGGGGGAACGACCUCCAGAUCGGCACCUACGUGGAGCGGAUGUUCAUGUCCGAGCUGUCGGGAAACGUCAUCGACCUCUGCCCCGUGGGGGCCUUGACCUCCAAGCCCUACGCCUUCACCGCCCGGCCCUGGGAGACCAGAGCCACGGAGUCGAUCGACGUCCUGGACGCCGUGGGCAGCAACAUCGUGGUGAGCACCCGUGAAGGCGAGGUGAUGAGGGUGCUCCCUCGGCUGCACGACGACAUCAACGAGGAGUGGAUCUCCGACAAAACCAGGUUCGCCUACGACGGCCUGAAGCGCCAGAGGCUGACUCAGCCAAUGGUGAGGAGUGCGUCCGGGCAGCUGGUGGCCACGUCCUGGGAGGAUGUGCUGACGCGCGUGGCAGGAGCGCUGCAGGCGGCUGACGGCCGUGAGAUAGCAGCGGUGGUGGGGGGACUGGUGGACGCGGAGGCCCUGGUGGCCCUCAAGGACAUGCUGAACCGUCUGAACAGUGACACCCUGUGCACCGAGGAGGUGUUCCCCAUGGAGGGAGCCGGGUCUGACCUGCGCUCAAACUACCUGCUGAACACCGGGAUCGCAGGCAUCGAGGAGGCCGACCUGCUGCUGCUGGUGGGCACCAACCCGCGCUAUGAGGCCGCUCUGGUCAACGCACGCAUCAGGAAGAGUUGGCUUCAUAACGAGCUUCAAGUGGCUCUGGUUGGAAGAAAGGUGGAUCUCACCUACACCUACGAGCACCUCGGAGACUCUGCCAAGAUCCUUCUGGAAAUAGCAGCUGGAACGCACCCUUUCUCCAAGGCAUUGGCUGAAGCCAAGCGUCCGAUCGUCAUCAUUGGGAGCAGCGUGCUCCAGAGAGAGGACGGAGCCGCUGUGAUGGGGGCCGUAGCCUCCAUUUCCCAGAAUGCUCGGAACAACAGGGAAGUGGACAGAAGCUGGAAGGUUCUCAACGUGCUUCACAGGGUUGCGAGUCAAGUGGCUGCACUUGAUCUUGGGUAUAAGCCAGGGGUGGAGUCCAUUAGGAAGAACCCGCCCAAAGUUCUGUUCCUGCUGGGCGCCGAUGCCGGCUGUAUCACCCGACAAGACCUUGCCGACGACAGCCUGAUCAUUUAUCAAGGUCACCAUGGCGACGCCGGUGCACCGAUGGCGGACAUUAUACUUCCCGGAGCGGCGUACACAGAGAAAUGUAGCACUUAUGUGAACACCGAGGGCCGCGCCCAGCAGACCCGGGUGGCGGUCACGGCUCCAGGAAUGGCCCGCGAGGACUGGACCAUCAUCAGGGCCGUCUCCGAGCUGGCCGGUGUGACUUUGCCGUAUGACACACUGGAUGAAGUACGGGACAGAUUGGAGGAAUGUGCCCCAAAUCUGGUGCGCUAUGACGAUAUUGAAGAGGCCAACUAUUUCCAGCAAGCCUACGAGCUGUUCAAGGGAGGGGACCAGACUGUCCUUGAUGAGCCCUUCAGCCCUCCUCUGCUUACUGUGAAGGACUUCUACAUGACCGACCCUAUAAGCAGAGCCUCUCAGACCAUGGCCAAGUGUGUGAAGGCGGUGACAGAAGGCGCCCAGGCUGUGGACGAGCCCUCCAUAUGUUAGCGCCUGACAACCUCACAGCCAAAUGCACACAAAUGGAAACGCACAACGACAAAUGCACUUUCAAAGAUAUAUUUAUUCAUGUUUUGGUGUAAUGAUACCUACUCUUCCAGAUUUUAAAUCAAUGAUUUUGCUAAGCUAUGCAAAUACCACAUUACCAAACAAUAUACUGACCUCUCCAUAGACAUUCAAAUGAUAGACUGCAGAACUGUUGUGUAUUCAUGUCUCAUAUCUAAUACAUAUAAGAAACCACCUACUAUCUAUUUGUAACGUGUUAUAAAUAGCGUUUUAUAUUAAAGUCCUUAUCAAUGUUAAAAAAAUAACUAAUGUAAUACAUUUAUAUUUUAUAGCAAGUCAAAUUAGGUAGUGGAUAUUUUAUAAAAUUAUAGUUUCCAUAUCUUUUCAAAAAAUUGCAUAAUGGAUUAUGAUAUAUUUCUCAUACUGUAUUAAAUGUCAUUUUUUUUUGUUAAGUUA